Molecule: messenger RNA, 450 nt
Organism: Besnoitia besnoiti
Lineage: Eukaryota; Apicomplexa; Conoidasida; Eucoccidiorida; Sarcocystidae
Exons: 1
Coding region: 1-450 (149 amino acids)
Source: RefSeq, a predicted model, not a curated record
AUGGCAGCUGGUGGAAAUAUACUUGCCCUCAUAACCAAAUGGCUUGGAUUCAUUUGCGGGAUCCUGACCGUCAUUCUGUGGUGUUUCCAGUUGUCAUCUGCAAGGCCGUCUAUCUCAGUUUCCGAUUCCGACUUCCUUGCUGAUGUUAACAAAGGCAACUGGCGCAUGGCAUUAUUUUCCUUUGUUCCCAAUGUGUUUGUCGACAUCUGGACUCCCUUCGUCAUGGGUGCGGUCUCCAUUCUCUGCCAUGUGCGCAUGUUCCACCUCGAAUUCAUCACAGUCAAUUUCGCUCACUUUUUCGCGUGGAACUUUAUCAUGGCCUUGUUCGGUAACAUCGGGUACGCCGGAGGCGUUGGUAUCAUCGUCGCAUCAUUCACGCUUUUAACGACACUGCUGAGCUUAAUUUGCAUUAUCGUGUGCAACGAGAAUGCCAGCCUUCAGCUCGGCUGA